UAAUUUUUUGAUAGAUCCGUUGGCAACAUUAAAUAUGAUUUUUUUGGCUCUACCUGUUGCAGAUUAAAAUUUUAUUUUUUUUAGACGCAAAAAUAAAGUAUUGUUAUCACGCCGUUAUUAUUGUUUUUGUAGUGACUUUUUUUUUGUUUUACAUGUGCGUAAAAUUUAUAUUUUUGUAUGUUUUUUUCUUAAAUAUUGUUCCUAAGAUUGAAAGGGAAAUAAAAUUCUUCUCAAUCGCGCCAUAUUGACCAAACAAAGACGAGCUUUGUAAUUGAAUUUUGUUUUAUUGUGCAUUUUUUGAAGGCUCUGCGAUGAAUGGAGCUGAGAUAAAGCCUGUUUUACCUAAUAGCAACAAUUUCAUUCUGAGAAAUGGUGAUGUUCCUCGAAAUGACGUGAAUUCAUCUAUUGGCACAGGUGGCAUAAAGCGUGGAACAGAUGAACUUCUUUCCCAGAGCAGUGGCCAUGUCAGCAAUGGUUCUGCAAUGAGUCCGGAGACGAAUGACAAUGAAAAUAAUAAUGACGCUAAAAAAGUCAAACUCGAAAAAGCACAGACAGGUAAACCAUCUCGAGUUGUGCACAUCAGAAAUGUAUCCACCGAUGCUACAGAGACAGAUAUCAUUCAUUUAGGAAUUGCAUUCGGACGAGUUACGAAUGUACUUCUUCUUAAAGGGAAAAAUCAGGCCUUCCUUGAAAUGAAUGAUGAAGCAUCUGCAACAUCAAUGGUGAACUACUAUGCAAAUUCAGGUGCCCCUUUCGUUAAAGGGAGAAAUGUUUAUGUUCAAUUUUCUAAUCACAAAGAAUUGAAGACAGAUAACACUCACACUUUAAGUAAUACCACAACACAGGUGGCACUGCAAGCUGCUCAAGCUCUAGUGAAUCAUACCACUGAUACUCAGGGUGGACCAAAUACAGUUCUCAGGGUAGUAGUUGAAAAUCAGAUAUAUCCAGUUUCUUUGGAAAUAUUAUACCAGAUUUUCUCUAGAGUUGGCAGAGUGUUAAAGAUAGUGACAUUCACUAAAAAUGGCACAUUCCAAGCAUUGAUUCAGUAUCCUGAUGUCAUAACUGCCCAAGCUGCCAAAUUGUCUUUGGACAACCAAAACAUUUAUAAUGCAUGUUGUACUCUGAGAGUUGAAUAUUCCAAGUUGUCUAAUCUAAAUGUUAAGUACAACAAUGACAAAAGUAGAGAUUUUACUAAUCCUAUGCUUCCUAAUUGCGACCCCAGUUCUCCUUUUGAUUCCUUAGGAUUGCCUGGUUCAAUGGGUGUUUUGGCUUCUCCAUUUGCACCUGGAUUAGGAUCACCUUUAACAGCUGCAUAUGCUGCUGGUGCUGGAGGCCUACCUUUAGGGGGUUUUGCCCUCUCUUCUGCUGCAACAACAGCAGCUGCUUUAGGAGUUGCGGGGUUGAGGCUACCCGGACAACAUUUGGGUAGCACCGUAUUGCUAGUUAGUAAUCUCAAUGAAGAGAAGGUCACACCUGAUGCUCUCUUUACCCUUUUUGGUGUCUAUGGGGAUGUGCACAGGGUAAAAAUCCUUUUUAAUAAGAAAGAUAAUGCUCUUAUCCAGAUGGCUGAACCACAACAGGCACAAUUAGCUUUGGCACAUCUUGAUAAAAUUAAAGUAUAUGGGAAACAAAUUAGAGUAGCACCAUCUCGUCACCAAAGUGUUCAAAUGCCUAAGGAUGGGCAACCAGAUGCAGGUUUAACUAAAGAUUAUACACAGUCUACUUUGCACAGAUUUAAAAAACCAGGUUCAAAAAAUUACCUCAACAUAUAUGCUCCAUCUGCCACAUUGCAUUUGUCUAACAUUCCUCCAAGUGUGACUGAAGAGCAAAUUAGACAAGCCUUUACAGAUGAGACUGGAAGCAACAUUGUUGGUUUUAAGUUUUUCCCGAAAGACAGAAAGAUGGCACUAAUACAGUUAGAGUCUGUGGAAGAAGCUGUUAUUGCUUUAAUAAAAAUGCACAAUUACCAGCUAAGCGAUGCAAGUCAUCUUAGAGUAUCAUUUUCCAAGUCAACCAUAUGAAGCUUAACUUGUAGUUUCGUACAGUCUGUGAUACAUAGAAGCAACCAGUAAACAUCAAAUGUACACAAGAACUGAACUUAUUACAUGUACAGUCAUUCACAUCGCAUUUCAUUAAUUAAUUUCACUUAGUUUUCAGCAGAUUAUGAAAGAGCUGCAUAUCAACCCUUCAAUUUUGUUUCUUACUAUUCUAAAUCAAGAUCAUGUAACAUAAUUAAAAAAAAAAAAAAAUUAUUAAUCUGUUGUAAAAAUAUUUUCGUGAACAUAUGCAAUGACUUGUUUAUAUUCUGCUGAAUAUGUUUGUAUUUUUUGAUUUUCCGCCUUUAAUUGUUUUUAAGCAACAUUAUAACUGUUGUCUCUUAUUUCUCAUUUCCUCAUUUGUUUUCCUGUUAUGGAUGUCAUUUCCCUAUUCUAUUGCUUCGUAUCACAGACAUGAACUGUUACUGAUCUUUCCUGUAAUGUGAAGGAUCUGUUUCUUGGGUAUGGGUUUUAAUAACAUUGUCUUUUAUAUAAAAUGAUCUGUAUUUUUGCAAACAAUUACAAAUUCUCUGAAAAAGGCACAAAUAAAAGUAUCCUAUCAUUUUUUUUAAUCCUCAUCCUUUGAUAGAAACCCGCCUGUUUAUUCCUUUCAUAUUAACUUUUAUCUAUACACAUUUAUUACUGUCUUAGUAAAAUACUUUUCGCGUGUGCGCUUUGUAUGCAUAUUGUUGCUUCUGAAAGUAUAUUAAUUGUUGCUGAUCGUGGCUGCCGAUACACGUUAUUAAAUCCUGUUUUGUUUGAUCACUGUAGCUACUUGCUGCUAUUAGCGCAGCUGAUCACUUGUAAUUCUUUAUAUCCUUUUUUCGAUACUAAUGUUUCCACAUCUAUCUGAGACUUAUUAAAGACUGAAACUCAACUUUCGUAUCGAUUUGUAUGAAAAUGUUUAUUAAUGGACAUUUCAUAUUUAAUCUGUUAAUUAAUGAACCAAAUGUGUGUAAAUAUAUUUGAAUUAAUAUUCAUUUUGAGUCAAAUUGCUAUAAUGUGAUUUUAAUAUUGUAAUUGAAAUAUAAAUUGCUGUAGAAUAUAUAUUUUUAAUAGCAUUUAAUGAUUGUUACUUUGAUUUUUCUUUUUUUUUUUUUAAUCUGCAAAAUAGUUAAGUAACAUUCCAUUUGCAGAUGUAUUUGUAUUUUUUAAUUUUCUUGAAUAUAUAUAUAUAUUUUUCUGUAUUUUGCAUAUUAAUAGUCUAGAUAAGAUUUCUUGUGUCUACAUAUUUUAAUAAAUUUUUUCAUAUAGAAACCAUCUUGUUCAUGAGAUUAGGGAGAAAAUAAUUGCAAAGACGGACCACAUUUAGCUUAGUAACUUUGAUAGUUUUGUGUACAGCUUUUAUCUGAGGGCUAUUUGAAAUGUAAUUUUUUAUUAUGCAACUGUUAAAUAAAAUAGCUUUCUUGGAAUUUAAAAAAGUAUGUAUAAAAGAUCACAUGACCCAAAUGGAUUAAAGAUUUUACAAUUUCUUUUGCCACUCUUGGUGUAUUGUAAAAUCUUUUUUCUAGUGUCAUUUCUGUGCAUGAAUAUUUGAUCUUAAAUUAUUGUGCCUUUAUGCAUAGUUAAAUAUAAUUUCUGAAUUUUCCUCUUAAUAUGAGCUUAAUUAUAUUCUAAACUUAAGACGAGAUUUAAAUGAGAAAAAAAAUAUUUUUGUUCAGUUUUUAAUUGAUCAAUUUUAGUGUCAAAAUGAAAGUUUCAAAAGAUAUUAGAAAUUUUUAUACUGAAAAUAAGCUUGAGUGAUACAGGACUCCCAAAUGAAAUUAUUGAAUUUUGGGAAUUUGGUAUUUUUUUGAAUAAAUGGUAUUUUUGUGAAUAUUCUGAUAACAAAAUAGUUUAAAAUAUUUAUCUAUGUUAAAAUACAUCAUACAAUAUCAGUGAUAAACAUAUCACCAUCAACAUACUGCGUUUUAACAUUAUUAAUUGAAGUUUGAAUAAUUAUUUGUUAAAAUGUCUACAUUUUUCUUUUAAAAACUUUUUUUUUUAAAGCAAAUUUUGUUAUUGUGCAUUGAAAAAUCAAUUUGACGCAGUAAAUUAAUUUUUUUUUCUCCAAUUGUUAUCGGAAAAUUUUUCUCCCACUUGUGUCAAAUAUAUUGCUUACCUCAAAUCAAAGUUAUGACAUGGAAUCCCGUUAUUUAAUUGGCAACUCUUAAAGUUCUUGAAUUUGAAGACAAAGAUUGGUUAAAUGCCGAAAGUGCUUAAAAUCAUAUCAUUUAUAAAUAUAUAUGUAUACAAACUUACAUGCAUAAUUGUAAUUUUACAUACGAGGCUAUUGGCCAAAUGAUACAUUGUAAGCACACAACACAAGCUGUGCCUUUUUUAACAGGUGCUACUUUUGUGAGCACUGUUUUGCUUGUGACAAAAAAAUUAAAAAAUUUUUAUAAUGUGUAUUGAAAAAUAAAAUUUGUCUUACAUUAAAAAAAAAUAAAAUCUGUGAAAAUUUUCUGUAUAUGAAUAAAAUACAUAAUAGACUUAAGUCCACGUAAACAUGGGUCAUAACAGUUAUUUUCAAAAAAUUAGUUCUGAAUGUAAUACUAAACGUUAACAAAUAAUAAUCAAAAGUAAUUAAGUUUGAUCUAGGUCAUUGCUUUAUUUUAUUCAGAAAUUUUUUUUCAAAAAUUCAACCAAUACGUAUUUUAGUACUGAACAUGCCCUUUGAUUUAUAUUUAUUGCUCUUGCUUAAAAAAAGUGCUAAUUUUUAGAUAUAUUAUGUAAUCUGCAAGAACUUCUUAAUCAACUAUUUGUUUGCAAGUAACAAUUUGAAAGUAAUUAGGUUAAAUCUCCUGUUAAUUUUUUAUUUAGAAAUGCCAACCAGUUUGCAUUUCAUUAUUGACAUAUAAUAAUUUUAAUAUUAUAAUAAUUUUUUUUUCCAUUGAAGAAACUCUUAUUUUUAGUUAUUUUCUGUCAUUCAGAAAAAUUAGUUUGUGUAUCUUAGUAAAUAACUAUUGUGCAUUUAAACUUGUUUCUUAAUUAAAUUUAAAGCAAUCUAAUUUUUAAUCUUUAUAAUUUAUUUGGAUGAGAAAAAGUGAAGUUUUUCAUUCUAAUAGUACUAUAAUAUAAAAUUCCUUUGAUACCAAGUUUUUGUAAACAUAUCCACUUAGACCUUUCCACUGUUCGUUUAUUUUCAUGCAUAUUUGUUACAGGCAUAACAUAUUCAGAACUGUUCCAAGAAUAUAACUGUUAUAUUAAAUAAUUGUCAGGAGUUAAACAUUUUAAUGCACCUCUAUCACGCCAUGUGGUAUUGUGGGUUCACAUACUUGAUUUCUCUUAAGGAUAUAAUUUUUAGCAUUAAUUCCCAAAAUUAAAAUCCUCCAGUUGUGGAUUUAGAAUCAGUUCAGCUAUUUUGUAACUGAAUUAGAUUAGACAGCUUACCGAUGCGUUUGUAUUCGUGUUUUUAAUGUGCUUAACUAUUGGUUAUUUCUACUAACUUUUCUUUGCUUUGUGUAGCUGUAGUGUAUCAUAUACUUGGUGUAGUAUUGAUUAACUCUUUGAGCUUCUUCUAUAUAAAUGUUUACCUUCUUGUACUGCCCUUAAAUAUUACUAAUUACAGUGAAAGCUUCAUUAUCCAGUGCUGUUUUUCUUUUUCCUAAUCCAUAUUUGUGGAUGCAAUCUGAAACAAAAAUGCUUUGUAGAGCGAAAAAAAAAAAUUUUCUUCUUCUCUGUAUUGCAAUAAGUUAAACAAAUAAUCAACCUUGAUAUUUUUACCUUAAGAUUUAAAAUUUCUUUAAAAUAAAUCUUAUGUUUCACAUUUAAAAAUAUUAAAAAAAAUUAUUAUUUUCUAACUGUGUAAGAUAAAACAUCCCUUAAGGUAAGGGUAGUUAACUUUGUUUUUUUAACAGCCUGGAUAAGCAAGCUCUUGCUAAUGUAUCUUAUUGGUUUAUUAUUUCUUUUUUUUUCUUUCAAAGUUUGAAGUAUGCAUGUAAACUAUAGCAUCUUGUCUUAUAUAUUUUUAAUACUCUCCUUCUUUGUAUUUUCCUGUUAAAGUACACCCUUUUCAAUUUUUUAUUUAAUUAUCUUCCGGACUUUCUCUGUAAUUUUGUUGUGAAAAAAUUAAACUGUUUUUCUGGA
Messenger RNA from Parasteatoda tepidariorum (common house spider), 6104 nucleotides. RefSeq names its product polypyrimidine tract-binding protein 1 heph (gene heph). Gene Ontology annotation, molecular function: RNA binding. Gene Ontology annotation, biological process: mRNA processing. The record is from RefSeq and is a predicted model, not a curated record. Gene Ontology annotation, cellular component: nucleus. NCBI's taxonomy places the organism in Eukaryota, Metazoa, Arthropoda, Arachnida, Araneae, Theridiidae.